CUUCCUCCAUUCCUACUGCAAUUGAGAUCGAAAUCUUUUUCCGAUUCUAUCUAUACAACUUGACAAUUGAGAUCGAAAUCCUUUCCGGUUCUAUACAACUCGACAAUUUCAACUAUGGCACCUCCUCCUUCAGCUGUCGCAGACGAUGCGAUCCUUUCGAAUGGGUACAGCGACGACGAAACACUUCUACGGAGAAAUCCGGUCAGCGCUCAGUGGAUCAUUCAGAAGUUCGGAGGUACUUCGCUCGGGAAGUUUGCAGAGGGGAUUGCCGAGGAUAUCGUCAAGCCCAGCACUGACAACCAUCGUAUCGCGAUCGUCUGCUCGGCCCUUAGCACCGGAACCAAAGCGGAGGGCACAACCUCGCGCCUCCUCCGGGCGGCCGCCGCAGCGCUCCACCCACGUUCUAAGGAACAUAAUGAGAUCGUCGCCGCGAUCGCUUCGGACCACCUGGCCGCCGCGAAAGAGUUGAUCUCCUCUGCCGAGCUGCAGGCCGAAUACGCCGCCUCAGUGGAAGCCGAAUGCACCCGCCUGCUCUCAUUCCUCUCGGCUGCCCAAGUCCUCGACGAGAUUUCGCCGAAGACGAAGGACAUCAUCAUCGGCGCCGGCGAGAAGCUAAGCUGUCUCUUCAUGACGGCGCUAUUACGGGACCGCGGAGUGGACGCUGAAUACGUCAACCUGGAGAACAUAAUCCACCCCGCCUCUACCGGCGCAGCCCUCACGCAGGAAUUCUAUACCGAUGUGGGCCUUUCGAUUGCGGAGAGGGUGCGUGCGUGCGGAGACCGCAUCCCAGUUGUCACAGGCUUCUUCGGCACCGUGCCCGGCUCGCUGCUGGCGAGCAUCGGGCGCGGGUACACGGACCUGUGUGCGGCGCUGCUGGCUGUGGGCAUAGGCGCGGAAGAACUACAGGUGUGGAAAGAGGUGGACGGGAUCUUCACCGCGGACCCGCGCAAGGUUCCGCAGGCACAGCUUAUCCCGGUGAUCACACCCGAGGAGACGGCGGAGCUCACCUACUGGGGCUCGGAGGUCAUCCACCCCUUCACGAUGGAACAGGUCAUCGGUGCGAAAAUCCCCAUCCGCGUCAAGAACGUGAUGAAUCCUGCGGGUCAUGGAACCGUCAUCUUCCCGGACGACCUCAUGGAGGGGAUGCCUUCUCCCGCUGCGGUGCUCAAGCCGAGGUUUAAACGCCCCACUGCUGUCACUACGAAGACCGACAUCACUAUCCUCAACGUCCGCAGCAAUAGAAAGAACUUGUCGCAUGGAUUCUUGGCGGGUAUCUUUAGGAUCCUCGAUUCGAGACGGCUUACGGUGGACAUGAUCUCGACGAGCGAGGUGCACGUGUCCAUGGCGCUGCAUACAGACACGCCGGCACGGCAAGUGGCGGUCAUGGUUGCGGCAAAGGAAUUGGAGAACUGGGGCACCGUCGAUAUUUCUAGAGGAUUGACGAUUCUGGCGGUGGUCGGGAAGCACAUGAAGAAAAUGGUUGGAGUUGCCGGAAAGAUGUUUCAGACUCUGGCGCAGUCGGGUGUCAAUAUUGAGAUGAUCUCGCAGGGUGCGAACGAAAUCAACAUCUCGUGCAUAGUCAAGGAGCACGAUGCCCUCAAGGCGAUGACGAUUCUGCAUACGAGAUUAUUUCUAUACAGUGAGGACGACGCAUAGGUAUCCACGGGUUGAUGAUGGUUGGCUGGCCAGCGGGAGUUUUGUUUUACGGACUAUAUCCUUGGGUUUAGGUUUUUCUGUUUGGGGUAAAAGCAAGUAUAUGGACUAGGUUUGAUUUGGCCUGUUAGAAGGAUUUAAGGCCAGUUUGGACAGCCUCAGUUUUAGCUAAAACUGUCAGCUUUUCGAGGAACUGAGCAAAUGGAACUAAGACCCCGUUUGGAUGGCACAAAAACUUAAAAAAAAAACCCUGAAACUGUGCGGCUCCAGCGACGAAACUGGUAC
Tricharina praecox is the source of this 1938-nucleotide messenger RNA. Its product is annotated as Aspartate/glutamate/uridylate kinase. Bases 115 to 1656 code for a protein of 513 amino acids. The record is from RefSeq and is a predicted model, not a curated record. Gene Ontology annotation, molecular function: aspartate kinase activity. Lineage: Eukaryota; Fungi; Ascomycota; Pezizomycetes; Pezizales; Pyronemataceae. The transcript is spliced from 3 exons.